AUGAUCUUGUUCCAUGGCUCACUCUCCACGCUCGUCACCGCUGCAGCCUUCCCGGAACCACCUACUACGAACGAUGUUGUUGCAGCCAUUCGAAAAGCUUUGCAGAAGCUCAUCUAUGCGACCAACAGCGGCCAGGCUUCCGCCGAGCCGGACUCUCAAAUGGACUGUGGGACACAGGAGCAAAAGCGCUGGCAUGCCCCAGUAUUGAAGGGCCAUUUCCUCCUACAGCAAAUGGAGGCUAUGGGCACGGGCACGGGCGCUGUAUCGGGCAAGCCUAGAUGUAUUUCCGAAAGCGAGUUUGUGGCAUUCCCUGAUGACUUAGAAAAGUGGGGCUAUAGCUUUACGGAGUGGGACAAUCACUAUGAUUUCGAUGUCUCGGUCCCCCUGAGAAAAGCUCUAGAGGGCUUAGGAGUCAGUUCGAAGACAAAGUUAGAGGGCGGUCCAAACCGGGCUUACUUAUGGGACCACGAGAACGAGAAAUCAAUUCGUGGCACUUUGUACAGGCCGACACGAGCAAGGUUCCUCAUGGUCAUCAACCCUCGGGAUGGUGUUAUUCUUUCUCUUAGCUCUUACGCUCCGUGGCACAUGGCACAACAACAGGUUCCUCCAGUGACAGUCCUGCCAAAACUGAAGGCUUACAGCGAUAUCACAUUCUUGCAAUGGUAUGGCUCACACGGCAGCGACAAUAGAGAGGCCGCGCAAAACAUUAAAUUCGUCUUCCAAACACCCAUCGAAAACGCUGACACCAAGGCUAUUAUUACGCAAGCUCUUUUCAAAGCCGGAAAAGAACUUCGCCCCUGGCCAGGAGUGACGUUUAGCAUGCACACGGAUGAAGGAAAAGCACUUCUCGGGUCGCCGAAUGGUGCCGGGGUAGCUUUCAUGCUGAUACAGCAUCAGCAGCAGCUCGGUAGGAAGACGAUCGCAAGGGUCACUGUCUUCCAGGAUGACGGGGCUAAGCAGCCGCGGCCGCCGAGUAUGGUGUUCCAUGUCACCGAUGCUCCGACUCACAAUGAGUAG
Trematosphaeria pertusa is the source of this 1017-nucleotide messenger RNA. RefSeq lists its product as uncharacterized. Lineage: Eukaryota; Fungi; Ascomycota; Dothideomycetes; Pleosporales; Trematosphaeriaceae. The transcript has 4 exons. Bases 1 to 1017 code for a protein of 338 amino acids. The record is from RefSeq and is a predicted model, not a curated record.